AUGGUUCAGAUAGAGUUUGACGAGGGAACUGGUACCUUUCCUUAUUUCAUAGUCCUUCUCUACGGGAUAUUUCUACUAGUUAUAACUUACUUCCUUUGGCCUAAGAGCAAGAAAAGAGAUGACAGAGGGAGUGAGUGCCAGUGUGGGCCAUGUUGUCAGAAAAGAAAUAAAGUGGAGAAGGGACAGGCUAUAGAUAAACUAUUAAAAAUAAUACGUUAUUUAGUAUUAUUGGUGUGCUGGUUGUUCUUAUUUUGGUUGAUUUAUUGGGCAGUGACACAAGAGCCAGUUGGUGAAUCUGAAGAAUGGGAUCCAUUUAAAACACUAGGGAUUGACAGGGGAGCUACUGUGUCUCAGAUCAAGAAGCAGUACAAGUUAUUAAGUAUGACCCAUCAUCCUGAUAAAGGAGGGGACCCUGAGGUAUUCACUAAAAUAGCUAAAGCUUACGAAGCGUAAGUCCCUCCAUAAAGAGACUAUCAUGAUAUGCGUA
Messenger RNA from Amphimedon queenslandica, 487 nucleotides. RefSeq names its product translocation protein SEC63 homolog. The transcript has 4 exons. NCBI's taxonomy places the organism in Eukaryota, Metazoa, Porifera, Demospongiae, Haplosclerida, Niphatidae. Gene Ontology annotation, molecular function: transmembrane protein transporter activity; RNA binding. The coding region runs from base 1 to 453 and encodes 150 amino acids. The record is from RefSeq and is a predicted model, not a curated record. Gene Ontology annotation, cellular component: Sec62/Sec63 complex. Gene Ontology annotation, biological process: SRP-dependent cotranslational protein targeting to membrane; post-translational protein targeting to endoplasmic reticulum membrane.